CACGCGCGCACACACACACACACACACACACACGCACACACGCACACACACACACACACACACACACACAUGCGCACACAGGAAUGAGAUGUGGAGUGUUUCUAUGAAAGAAGUGGAUUUACAUGAGGGACAGCGCAGCAGAGACAACUGGAGUGGAGGAGGGGGAGUCACACACAUUUGGACAAGAACAUGACUUGAAGAUGAGCUGCCCUCAGCCUGAGUUAGAGGAGAAGGACUGUCCUCCACCAGAGGAAUUAGAGUGUAAAAUCUGUUACCAGCGCUACAAUGCCCACAACCGCAAGCCUAAGAUCCUGGACUGCCUGCACCGGGUCUGUGCCCGCUGCCUCAUCAAGAUCCUGGAUAUUGCUGAUGGUGCAGGCUGCAUCUCCUGCCCCUUUUGCCGACACCAAACUGAGAUCACAGAGUUUGAGGUGUCAUCCCUGCCUGACGAUGCUAACAUCAUGUCCCACUUGGCAAUGCGGGACAAAUCCUGGAGCUCCGACCACAACAAGGAGGUGGUUCUGACUCCAAAGAGUUUCUCCUCCUCUAGCCCAUCUCAUGACUCCUCUAACUGCCUGGUUAUCACCAUAAUGGAAGUGCAGAGGAACUCACAGCACUCCCCGAGCCGCUCUGACAUUUACACUGAGCAGAGCCUGGACUCAGUAUCAAUGGGCUCCAAUGGGCCAACUGAUCAGGAUGCCCUGUCCAAGUUCUGUAACCAUGUCCCACGCAUCCUGGUGUGGCUGCUGGGUUUCUUAUACUUUGGCUCGCUGCCUCUAGGAAUCUACUUGUUAGUGAUCCAGAGAGUGACUCUGGGUAUUGUAUGCGUUAGCUUGGUACCAUCAAGUUUGACAGUCUGCCUGGUCUAUGGAUUUUGCCAGUGUCUGUGUCAGGGAAUGUGUGACUGCUCCACCAGAGGCUGAUAUGAUGUGACUAAACUGAUGGUCCUUGGAUGGGAUAAAAUGAGCGGCAAAAAACGGAAAUUUGGUUUGUUAUGUAGAUAGAUAUGAGUUCCAAAAGUGAAAGUGAUGUUGUUUCCCCAACAAGAGACUGACUGACUACCAGUUAGUUACUUCCAUGCAAAUAAUGGGCCAGUCAGAACAUCUAGGAAGACCAUUUUCAGUGAUGGUCUACGCUUUUAGGAUGAAACUCAGAAACUGGUUCGGCCACAGCCACCGACAAGCUCUGUUAGUAGGAACAGCGCCUAUACCUACAUUUCUGUAAUGUAUUUUUGUGACCUUAUUUGUUCUGUGUUGUGUGUAUGACCUAGUCUAACAUUUUAGAUUUGAGAGCAGACCUUUAAUCUUUGACUUAAACUUUGACAAAGUCCUGGGCCCUCAUUUAUCAGCGUUGUAUACCAACAAAAACUUAGCAAUCAUUUUUAAGUGAAGGGUGGGAUAUACUUUCGGAUGCCUGUACAUUUUGAUUCAACUCUAAACCAUGAAUAUACACAGCACCUUCUGGUGAAAAAGCACUACAAAUGAAACAUCACAGACCAAAUAGCAAGGGUAUUUAUAUCAUAGACCACAUGAGCAAACUAUUAAGAAAAAUUCACAGAAUUUGAAUCUUCUACAUUACAAGUCACUUAACAACUGCAUUUAUGCAUAUGAUUGGAUAAUUAGCAGUUGUCAGUAAGAACAAAGUGGAGGAAAUAAGCCAGUAUUUAUAUUAGCACUACAUGCUACUAAAUGUUAAAGCUACAGGUAACUCAGAAUUGAAUAGAUUUCAACUGUGAUACUGUCUUGCCAUCAGCUCCUGAAAAUAUCAAUAACUGUAUAUUGUAUGAUGGAGAAGCAUUGGCCCUGACAAUGGAUUUAAAGAUAUCAAUCUGUUAAACCUGCCGAUACAAGUCUGUUUCAACAUCUUUAUAUUCUGGCUGACAAACUCUAUGUAAAACAGAAUAUGGAAUAUUGCUCUUCAAGGGAUAUGUGAUUGACAGGUCAUGAAUUAGCUGAAGUUGCAAGAAAAGCACUGUAGCGUAUUAUUGAGCAAUGCAAGAACUAUUACAGGAUUAUUCACCACUAAAAUUCCAGAUCUUAGCAGGAAGAGAAAGAAUAUUUGCAUGCAAUGCACAUUUCAAAAUACAAAACACAAAUUGCCAAAUUUGUGAAUUGGCCAUAAUACUUUGUUACCCGUUUUGGGCAUUCAGUAUGUGUGAUGAGGUUGUUAUUAUUACUUAUUUAAUCUGCCCCCUCCUUCUCUUUCUCUCCAUCUGACUCAAAUACACGCAUGUCAGUCAGGUUGUCUUUUUGAGUCUAUCUGGUAUAUGUAACACAUAAGCCAGACUCAUAUCUCAGGUUUUUUGAUACUCUUUUGAUGUUUAGCAACAAACUUAAGUUUCUUGUUGGGUUGAACAAGGCUGCUUGGUUGUAAUUUUUAGCCAGCCCUAAACACAAAUGUUGCUGACUGACUGAGUGAUGGCCGAGCAUUUAAGUCACCCUUUAGAAAUUGCUCUUUCAAAAUGGUUUGGUGCAAAGAAGUAGCCAACCUACCAACUUUGUCGCCACAUUUACUGACUUUUCACACCCCUUUUUCAAAAAUGUACCUAGCAACAAAUCUAGCAACUUUUUGGACAAACCUUAGCCAUUUUCUGUGGAAGACAGUCACCAGUAAUACCCCAUGUGUGUGAGGUCGGGCUUUCCCUCUGUAAGCACAGCUGAAUGCAAAGCAGCUGACAUUAAUGACCGUCUACCUUUCUCUCUGAGUGAUCACUUACAAGUAAAUCAAGUCAAAAUCACAGCACAGUCUUUGCCAACUUUGUGUAUGGUGAUUUUGUCUGACAACAAAUACGCAAAAACAUGUAAAUGAGAACAACUUUACUAGGAAUUCGUCUGUAUCAGAGGCCCUGCUCAGACCUGGCAUUAACAUGCAUCUUUGGUGACGUCUCAAGUGACCACUUGUGAUCAGAUCUUACUUACCCACUGUAUAUGCAAAUAAACAUGUAUACGUUGUUGUUUUUAGCCAGUCUGACUAUGGAAAGACAGGUUGUCAAUGUGUUUGUGUGUGAGAGGGAAAGAGAGCAGGACAAGGAGGGGUUGAGUGAAAGCACUGUGCACAGUUCUAUCAUGAAAUACGAUUUUAGCCAUUUGAAAUAGUAAAACAUUUUCAUUUCAUUAUAAAACUGUGGUGGGACUAAUUAGCAUUAGAGUGAUUUGAUCUAAAAUGCGUCCUAAAUGUGUCUUUGGUGCACUCACACCUGAACUUAGAGCUGUCCACCUGUUAUCAGAUCACCUGAGAAGGAUGUUAGUACCAGGUCUGAACAGGGACAAAAUACUGUAGAUGUGAGCACAGAGAGGAGGAGAGAGGAGGGCUGAAACCGGCUGACACGAGCUGACAAAUAGCCCACCACAUGGUCCAGUCAUACACAGUUUUGAUCUAGUCUUGUUUUUGUACAGGUUGUAAAAAGCUGAUUGGACUCAAAGGUACAGUUUAUGGCCAUCGGAGUCCUCUCUUAACCUCCAUACUGACAUGGUACACAUAUACUGCCACACUUCAGCCAUGUGGAUUUGUUAUUGUGUGGCACUUAAAUGUUGGGUCUAUGUGGCAUCUUGAGUUUAUUUUGUACGUAAGAGAAAUAUGCCCCUAUGUGUAUCAUCAUGACAAAAGUCACAAUAAACUAUGGUGUUGUUUUAACAAUUAUUACACUUUUUAAAUAUAAUUUCAAAGCUUUCAUUGAAGUCUCCUGUAGCUUUAAGCUUCUCCUGUGGGUUCCAAAAAGUAGUUUUCCUUAUAGCUCUGUGACCACAAUAUAUAUUCUACUGUGUUAGAAGUUUGUCCUCCAAGACAUCUUGAAUUGCUGCAUUCGUAAACAGCAAUGAUUUACAUUUCCAGCAGCAUUUAAAAGAAGCUUUAGACUAUAAAUUGUUUCAUGUAAGUGGAAGUUGCAGUACAAGAGCAUGGUGAUUUACUUUUGGCGGUAUUUGGAGCAACUAUUUACAUUUGACAAUUACCAACUUUCUUUUACUCCUAAACACCCACAUUUUAAUCUUAAGAGUCAAAUUAGUAGCUUUUCAGUACAACUUUGAUCAUUGAGGGCCCUUGACUGAUUAUUAAUUAUAAACUUCAGAUAAUGAUAUUUUUUCAUAAAAAUUAAAAUGUAGUAUUUUGGAAAAAAUAAUAAUAAUAAUUUUGUGCUAAACUGUUCCUGUAGAAGUGCAGUUUAUUCUCUGACAUUGCAGUUUUUUACUUUCUUUUUUUCCUUUCCUUUGGCAACUUGUCUCGAUCACUGUCUCUCUACCCUCUCCUAUGUUUUCCUGUGUUUCUGUCUAUGAUCUCCUCAGCUCUCAGCUUAGUGCCACACUUCUGAUUAAAGACAAUGGAAUAAAUGGAGAAUAAUUUUCUAUAUGUUGCUUGUGUGCAUAUUUAUUUUCAUGGAUGCUGGUUCCUGAUUAAGUCCACCUUUUGAAUGUCAGCACAAUCAAUACUGUCAUCACUGUUUAAUCUUGCAUAGUCUGUGUCAUCAAGCUCAAAGAGACUAGAUGCUGUUAUACUUCAAACU
Seriola aureovittata is the source of this 4498-nucleotide messenger RNA. RefSeq lists its product as uncharacterized. The transcript is spliced from 2 exons. The coding region runs from base 123 to 923 and encodes 266 amino acids. Lineage: Eukaryota; Metazoa; Chordata; Actinopteri; Carangiformes; Carangidae. The record is from RefSeq and is a predicted model, not a curated record.